Molecule: messenger RNA, 819 nt
Organism: Cladophialophora yegresii CBS 114405
Lineage: Eukaryota; Fungi; Ascomycota; Eurotiomycetes; Chaetothyriales; Herpotrichiellaceae
Product: dihydrofolate reductase
Exons: 1
Coding region: 1-819 (272 amino acids)
Cellular component (GO): cytoplasm; nucleus
Source: RefSeq, a predicted model, not a curated record
AUGCCCGCAGCAAAAGAGCCUCGCUCUGAGAUCAAGGUUUUGAUGCUACAUGGAUAUACGCAGAAUGGCACUCUGUUCCACGCAAAGACACGCGCGAUGGAGAAGCACCUUCAGAAGGCGUUGCCGGGCAUCUCAUUCAGCUACCCAACUGGACCUCUACAACUCAAGCCAAGCGAUGUCCCAGGUUUUGAUCCGACCUCUAGCGAGGACCCGGACAGUAUCGAGGCUUAUGGCUGGUGGAGACGGUCAGACACUUCCGACCCACCCGAAUAUGUUGGUCUGGAGAAAGGGCUGGAGACAGUCGCCAAAGUUUUGGAAUCAGAAGGCCCCUUUCAUGGAGUCAUAGGCUUCUCUCAAGGCGCAGCGCUAGCAGCCAUGAUUGCUUCAUUACUGGAAGGAGAGUCAAGAAAACAAGCAUUCGACAAAGCACGGUCAAGAUCAGCUCUCGCUAUCCCAUACCCACCAUCCUUUGAGAGACUCAACCAUCCACCACUGAAAUUUUGCGCGGCAUAUUGUGGUUUUCGAGCACCUGGCCCGAGAUAUGCAGGCUUCUACGAGGAGCCGCACAUUCAGACCCCAGUAUGUCAUUUUAUUGGAAGUUUAGAUAGCGUGGUGGAGGAGUCAAGAACACAGGCCCUGGUCGAUGCUGCAGGAGGUGCAGAGAACAGCCAAGUUGUGAGUCAUCCUGGCGGACAUUUCGUACCGAGCGGAAAGCAGUAUCUCGACACUAUCGCGGUGUUCAUCAAGCAGAGGAUGUCGUCUGCUGAUGCGAAGCCAGAGCAGGAGGAACGGGUCGAAGACAUGGAAGUGCCAUUCUGA